AUGGCUUCGUCGUCAUCCUCGUCUGCACCGAAUCCAGCCAUGGCGGCGGCCGAUACACGAAUCGUCCAAACAGGCCCCAACCACAACAACCAGACCCAGCACCCUCCUCUCCAGUGCCCCCGCUGCAAUUCCUCCAAUACCAAGUUCUGCUACUACAACAACUACAGCCUCUCCCAGCCCAGGCACUUCUGCAAGGCCUGCAAGCGCUACUGGACCCGCGGCGGCACCCUCCGGAACGUCCCCGUCGGCGGCGGAUGCCGCCGGAACAAACGCCCCAAGCGGCCGCCGCCGCCGGACGGACCUCCCUCCGCCGCCCAACCCGCGGCUUCAAACCCUAACAAGGUAAAUAAUAGUAAUGAUAAUAAUCCGUCCCCACCUUCGGAUCGGCCUACCCAUAAUCCCUUGAUCUACGGUCUCCGGACGGGGAAUAACCUCCUCGACCCGCUUAAUUUUCCGUUUUCCGGCCUGGGCUCGACUAGGGUUUGCGAUGAGAAUCCGGGAUUCGAUUUUCGGCCUCAGGCUAACGGGUUUGGGCUAGGGUUUUCAUCUGGGCUUGUGAAUGGGCCGCCGUUGGGUUCGAGUUCGAGCCCACCACCGCCUUUCUCGUCGACAGCUGGCAACGGCUCGAUGGUUUUCGGAUCUUCGGCUGGUUUCGGGUCCUUGUUUUCUUCCACCAUACAGCAGCAGAGAUUCGGAGCUCAUGGUAAUGGGUCAUCGGGUUUGAUGCCUUAUAAUCAUGAAAAUGAAGUUACUGGUAAUAGUAAAGAUGUGAAGGUGGAAGGGGGGAACGGGUUUGGGUUUGGGCUUGGGUUUGGGUUGGGGAACCCGAGUCCAAUGGAUCAGCUUAAUGGGUCGGAUCCUUCGUCUCUUUUGUGGGCCACGACGAAUCUUGGUUCUUGGUUUGACCCGUCAAAUUCAACCAUGGGUUCUUCUUCGGUUUCCUCAUUGAUCUAG
Messenger RNA from Striga hermonthica, 954 nucleotides. The record is from the annotation of a GenBank genome assembly. Lineage: Eukaryota; Viridiplantae; Streptophyta; Magnoliopsida; Lamiales; Orobanchaceae.